Molecule: messenger RNA, 3117 nt
Organism: Chionomys nivalis (European snow vole)
Lineage: Eukaryota; Metazoa; Chordata; Mammalia; Rodentia; Cricetidae
Gene: Hapstr2
Product: HUWE1 associated protein modifying stress responses 2
Exons: 5
Coding region: 65-895 (276 amino acids)
Source: RefSeq, a predicted model, not a curated record
GCCACAGUCAGCCGCGGAGACUGUAGUGGAGGAAGGAAGGCGCGCGGCCUGGAGGAAGAGAAGGAUGGAGGAGCAGCAGAAGGACCGUGAGGCCGAGGUCGCCGAGCCCUGGCUUUCUAAGUGGGAGCGCCAGUGCCUUGCUGAGGCGGAGCAGGAAGAGCAGCUGUCCCCUGAGCUGCAGGAGGAGGCGGCUGCUGAUGCGGCUGGGCUCAAGAUCGAGCGGCAGAGGCUCUGGCACCUCUUCCAGAUCUCAGCCACUGCGGUGGCCCAGCUCUACAAAGAUUCCGGGUGCCAACAGCCAGGACUGUCUAUGUGGGACCCCUUCCAGAAUGCUGCCAUGGCCGUGACCAGCCUCUACAAAGAGAGCGGGGAUGCCUACCAGCGAAGUUUUGAGCUGGGCGUCCAGGUUGGCUACCAGCGUCGCGUUAGAGAUGUGCUGGAGUGGGUGAAGAAGGGUAGGAGCAUCAUUCGCAGGGAAGACCUCAUUAGCUUCCUCUGUGGCAAAGUCCCCCCCGCCCCUCCCCCGCCACGCACCUCCAGGAUGUCCCCUAGGCCGCCCGCAGCUGCUUCCAGUCAGGCUGCUGCCACUGAGUCCACCGCACCUGUGGACGUCGACCUGCAGCCCUUCCACGAGGCCAUCGCUCUCCAUGGCCUCAAUGGCGCCAUGGCAAGCAUCAGCAUGCGAUCUGGCACUCCUGGUUCCCCAUCUCAAGAUGGAGGUAUUGCCAGCAGUGGGCGUCGGAAAAGUGGCUUUCUGGAAGAUGAUCCGAACCCCUUGGGCUCAGAAGAACUGGCUCUCCGCCUGGACAGUGGGGGAAUCCGCAAGCGUACCUCGGCCCAGUUUGGUGAUGCCACCAUAGACUCUCCAUCCCACAAGCGCAACCGAAUGGUCUAAGCUACCCCCUUGGUUGACCACCAUCCACCACCGUAUUGCUUGACAGUCAACUUGACCAUCAACGUGCUUGUUGAAACCAUCCUAGAGACUGCUGAUCUUCCUUCUCUUAAGUUAAAGAUUUAUAUCAUUUACCAUAAAGAAAUGUAAAAGUAUUCCAGAAAAGGCCUCCUAUGACUCUGACUUUCCCCAAAAUAUAAUUCUAUUACAGAACAUCAGCUAUCGCAUAGUUAGCAAAAUCAUUUAAACUUUAAAGCAAACCGUAUCCAGUGAGGGCGGGAGCCUGAUUUAUAUUAUUCAAGUUGUAUUUCUUAGCACCUAGUACAGUUACUGGUGCUCAGUAAAUGUUUGUUGAAUGAAUAAAUGUGACCUUACCUUAAAUUCUUAUAGGGGAAAUACAUAGAUGUAUAUUUGUUUGUGGAAUAGUUUAUUUGAUUGUGGAAUAAUUUUAUCCUUUCGUGUUUAGGUUGUUUGCUUUGAUAGUCAUUGCUAAUUCAUUUACAUUGUAACUUUGUACCAAAAUGUUUGUUUGUUUGGUUUGGUUUUUCGAGACAGGCUUUUUGACUGUCCUAGAACUAUCGCUGUAAAUCAGGAUGGCCUUGAACUCACAGAAAUCUGCCUGCUUCUGCCACCAAAGUGCUGGGACUGAAGGUGUGCAACACUACCGCCUGGAUCAUUGUACCAAAAUGAGUCUGGACAGCUGGGAAAUUAACAAGUGGCCUCUCUUACAAUAAGGCGUUCCCCAAAACUACCUGUUUUCAGGAGGUCUGUAAGUAUGAGACAUGAAGUCUGAAUGUGGCCCUGAUUCUUAGGUAUGUGAAUGAUUCAAGGAACUCAUUUGAAGUUGAUCAUUGGAGAAUUUUUUUGUGUGGGUCUAAAGAGAACCUACCUAUUUAUAGAAAACAUCUUUCUCAUCAUCUUGCGUAUUUUGUACAUUUUCUUUCUUAGGUUCAAGUGAAAAUUAAAUGUGUGAACCAUGUGUGGUGGCACACACCUUUAAUCCUAGCACUCAGGAGGUAAAGGCAGGUGGAUCUCUCUGAGUGUAAGUUUGGGACCAGCUGAUCUACACUCCAGGCUACCUAGGAGUACAUGGUGCACGUGUUAAAGAAAGUGCUUUCAGAGGUCAGGGGCAGUGAAUCCCCUUGGAGCUGGAGUUACAGGCUGUAUUUAUUGCAUGAAACCCAACCCACUUUUUUUGAGACAAUGUUUCUAACUGAACUCAAAGCUCACCAAUUCUACUAGACUGACUGGCCAGAGAGCCAGGAACCCUUCUGCUUCUGCCUCACCAGCUGAAACUACAUCUGCAUAUCACUGUCUCCAGUAAGGCCAAUUUUUAUCACACCAAUUUCAGAUGACAGCUGUGCCUUCUGCAUGGAACCCAACAUCUUCCUGGAUGACAACACUAAGCACUGUAGUUCUAAGGAUGGAACCAAGGGCCUUGGGCAUGGGAGGUAAGAGCUGUACCACUGAGUGACAUCCCCAGGCCUUUGACUCUCAUAGAUUCGUUCUCUGAUAAUAUUACAGGUAAAGAAACUUAGGUCCAGAAAAAAAUUUGGUAGUUGUGCCUAAUUUAGAUGGAAACAAUCCCAAGACUCCUAGUGGAUAUCCGAGACUAGAGGCAGCACUCAGCUCUUUAUAUCACUCUCUGUACGUAUCACUCCUAUAUGUAAUAACUAGGAUAAUUUACCUUUUACUUUUAUCAGUUUUAUAUUACCAUUGCCAUUGUCAUUCUGAUACCUGUGAUGGUUACUUAGUGACUUAAUGGCUAUCAUAUAUAGUGAGGAUACUAAGAAAGUAGGAUUGAUUUAUGUCAGGAAAGUAUACAACCUAAAAGAUAAAUUGUUGUGGAUUUUCCACUUAAUAUUUUCUGACAAAGGUUAACUAUUGAGGUUGAGACCAUAGAUAAGGGAUGACUAUUAUACUGCUUUGCUAUGGCCAUUUGACCAGAAAAUGGUAGAACUGGGUUAACCCAGUUCUGUCAUUUCUUGGUCUGUUUCUUUAUCUUGCCUUUGCCUUUUCUGCUUUUUCCAAGUCUAUCAAGUGCUGAGAAACAAAGAUACUUAGUCUAGUUCUUUUUUUUUUAUUGCACUAUACAUUUUUUUUCUCCACUCUCCUCCCUUCCUCCCCUCUCCCAUUCUAUCUCUCCUGUGACCCACACACUUCCAAUUUACUCAGGGGAUCUUGUCUUUUUCUCCUUCUUAUUCAUAGACAUCCAUGUAUGUCUC